AUGUCGUCAAAAGCAAAAACUACGACUACAGAAGAAGCUACAAAAGCUAAAAAACAAACGUCGAAGAAGAAGGAGAAAACCGCUACAAAGAAAACAAAAUUAUCACAAUCCGAUAUUCCAUUAUCAUCUCUUUCUAAUUCUAGUACGUCACAUCAACAACAUCAUUCAGCUCCACCACCACAAAAUCAACAGUCAAAAACAGGUUUACAAUCAAUUAAUGAAAAUGUAGAAUAUUUACAUACGAAUGGAACCAACGAACAACAACAACAACAACAACAAACUGUAAUCAAUUCUCGUUUUCCUCGUUCGAAUACAGUUCCCUAUCCAGCAUACGCAACAUAUAGAAAAGGUGCUGGAAAUAGUCUUCCUUCACAUUAUUAUUAUACUGAUUAUCCCACAUUUUUUCACGGAACAAUUUCACCUGCACAAACAAAUACAUAUUAUAAUACACGACAACCACUUUCAUCAAUAAAUACUAAUUUUCAACCAAUAUCACCUCAUCAUCAACAAUACACUAAUCGACCUGUUGAUGUUCUUAAACCAACAUUUUUAAUCGUACCAAAAGAAGCUGAACAACAAUUAACAGCUCAACUUUCAGCAUCUAAUUCACCUGUACCAAUAACAAAUGCUACAAUGAAAUCAUCAUCUAAACCAAUAACAAAGAAAACCAAUAUAAAAAAACAAGAAAAAACAACUACUAUUAAACAACAAUCAUUACCUAAUGUUCGAAGUGUUGAAGUUCAAACUAAUAAUCAUUCACCAACUAGAACAACGACAGCAGGAGUAACAAUUAUGGAUAAUACACAUCAACAUGCUGGUGUAAUAGCUACACCAAAUCCAUCACCAUAUGUUCAUUUUGUUAAUGCAUCUUAUCCAACACAAUCACCACAAUUUUUCCAAGAAGGUCCACCAGAAACAUCGAUCAUGAAUGAUGAAUUUAUUCCUGUGAAUGAAUAUCAACCAUCAGCUAGUAUUCGAUCAAUGCCAAACAUUGCUUUAACACAAGCCUCACCUCAUCACCUAUAUGUUUCACCUACUUCACGACAUUAUCAUCUUUCUCAACAAAUAUAUGAUGAACAGCAACAACAACAGCAACAACAACAACAUGUGCCAUUGACCAAUACUGAACCAGCAAUUGUUCGUUCAGCUACUGUACCUCCAAUGGCACCAAGAUCGAAAGCUACUCGUAUGGAAACAGGAGAAACAGAUGAAUCGAGUUUAACAUCACUUGAUUUUGCUCAUACUGAUCUUGUUGAUAUUCCUGGUUCAUGGGGAUAUCGAUCAUUACCUGAUGGACGGUCAAUACCUAUAUUAACAUCAACAAGACGAUGUCGUGCACCAAUACCUCAAUCAUUUUAUGAUCCUCAACAUUAUCCUAGUGAUUCAGAACAAGUCAUACGUUCAUCUAGUUUUCGUCAUCCUCAACGACAACAACAACAACAACAACAAUCAUUGACAAAAUCACGUCCAUUUGGUUCAAUACCAUCAAUUAAUAGACCAUUUGAUUCAAUUCGAAGUCAACAAACAAAUCAAUUUCCAUCAUCAAUUCGUUUAAAUGAACGAGAUGUUUUAAAAAUAGCAUCAUUUUAUCGAAGCAUUGGUACCCUUGUGUAUGUUGGUCGUAGUGUUGCUACACUUUAUACAUCAGAUUUUGAUGCUAUGGCCAAUUUAAAAGAUUGGAAGAAACUUUAUGUAGGUGUACCUAUAUGGCUUUUCAAUACAGGCAUGAAUCCGAAAAGAUCUCGUAAUAUUCGUUUAAUAAUAUCAGAACUUGGUUCAAGUUUUACACUUUGGGAUACAAUAGUUAAUGGCGCAUCUGAUGUACGCCUACCAAAGGCACGUCACAUAACAUUAAAAUCGCUUGAAACAGGUACGGUACUUGCAUUGAAAUUUGAGGAUACAAGUGCAACCGAUGAAUUUCAUCAAUAUUUUGUUAAAUUAUCAUGUGAUCCACGUAAUGCUGAUUUAUUUGACAUAUUUAAUGCAAAACGACGUGCACCAGGUUUUAUUCUACGUAAACGAAGAAUAAAAAAAUCAGCUAUUUCAAAACCAACAGAAUUUAAUCAUAUAACUAAAGUUGAUGAACAUGAUCGAGAUUCAUUAUAUACUUAUUCGGUGCUGGUCGAUGAUGGAGCUCUUAGCAGUUAG
Rotaria sp. Silwood2 is the source of this 2148-nucleotide messenger RNA. The record is from the annotation of a GenBank genome assembly. Lineage: Eukaryota; Metazoa; Rotifera; Eurotatoria; Philodinida; Philodinidae.